AUUUCUUUUCAAAGCAAUAAAUAGUGUUUUAUUCCACAAAAACCUUUUUCUUCAUCAUCAUCAUCUUCUUCUUCAUUUGUUUGACCUAGUAUUUCACCACUGAAAAAGAUGAUUACUGACGGAGAUUUGGGAUUCAUUGCCAACUUCUUGGGGAUAUUCAUAUUCGCGCUUGUCAUAGCAUAUCACUACGUGCUGGCUGACCCUAAGUAUGAAGGAAAUUAAACAUGAAAGCUCUAUGUUGCGUCGGGCUCGUCAAAUGUAGUUGUAGACACAUAUACACCCCUAUAAUUUGAUGAUGAUUUUAAAUUUUAUAUGCACUUGUUAAAGUGCAAAUUUUACAUUAAAGUGUAGCCAGUUUUGUUUUCUGGCUUGGUUA
Erigeron canadensis is the source of this 376-nucleotide messenger RNA. Its product is annotated as dolichyl-diphosphooligosaccharide--protein glycosyltransferase subunit 4A-like. The record is from RefSeq and is a predicted model, not a curated record. The transcript is spliced from 2 exons. Lineage: Eukaryota; Viridiplantae; Streptophyta; Magnoliopsida; Asterales; Asteraceae. Bases 109 to 222 code for a protein of 37 amino acids.